Messenger RNA from Aspergillus saccharolyticus JOP 1030-1, 1198 nucleotides. Its product is annotated as haloacid dehalogenase superfamily protein. The record is from RefSeq and is a predicted model, not a curated record. NCBI's taxonomy places the organism in Eukaryota, Fungi, Ascomycota, Eurotiomycetes, Eurotiales, Aspergillaceae. Gene Ontology annotation, molecular function: phosphatase activity. The transcript has 3 exons. The coding region runs from base 62 to 973 and encodes 303 amino acids.
CUUCUUACCACAGUACAACUUUGCAUUCAGCUUCAGCGAGAGUUACUGCAUCCAUCCAGCCAUGUCUCCGUCUACUCCCGAGUUACCCCGCGUGCGGGCAUGUCUUUUCGACAUGGACGGCCUCCUCAUCGACUCGGAGGACAUCUACACCUCGAUUACAAACACCAUUCUACAAGAGUACGGCAAACCGAUGCUCCCGUGGUCGAUUAAAGCGCAGUUGCAAGGGCGGCCUGCGCCGGAGGCCUCUCGCAUCUUCCACACAUGGGCCAACCUCCCCAUCCCUCUCGAAGAAUACGCGACCAAACUAACCACCCUUCAACAAACCCGCUUCCCGGAAACCCAACCCCUCCCCGGCGUUUUGCGUCUGCUCGAGGACCUCCGCUCCACGCACUCCACCCCGCACCCCGUGCACCUCGCGCUGGCUACCUCCUCCCAUUCCAAAAACUUUCAGCUGAAGUCCUCCCACCUCCCACACUUAUUCGCUGCAUUCCCGAAGAACCAGCAGGUGUUGGGCGAUGACCCCCGUAUCGGGUCGGGGCGUGGAAAACCCCUCCCUGAUAUCUAUUUGCUGGCGUUGGAGACGAUCAAUCAGGGGUUGAGGGAGAAGGGGGAGGAGGAGAUUAAGCCGGAGGAGUGUUUGGUGUUCGAGGAUGCGGUGCCUGGUGUGGAGGCCGGACGGCGCGCGGGGAUGCGCGUGGUGUGGGUGCCGCAUCCCGGUCUAAGGGAGGAAUAUCGGGGCAGGGAGGAAGAGGUGCUUGCCGGGUUAACGGGGGAACAUAAGGAGGAGGAGAAGGGGAAGAUGGAGAGGGUGGCGGAAGGGUUGGUUGCUGGGAGGGAGGGUAGGGAGGGGGAUAAUGGGGAUGGGAGACCGGGCAGCUUGGGAGAUGGGUGGGGGGUUUUGUUGGAUUCGUUGGAGGGGUUUCCUUAUGAGAGAUUUGGGAUUGUGCCUGCAUCUUCUGUGAAGGAGGAGUAGAUGGGUUGAUGUUGAGGGUGAGGGUGAUUUGGUGUAGGUAUAGGCUGGUUGCGUGGAUGGAUGGUAGUAUUAUGGAUCGCAUUGCAUCUAAGUUGGAUUCAAGGACUGAGACGCUCUACAUGAGGCAAGAAUUUGUCAGGGGAAACAGUGCGCAACGCAAGAAUCGUCAGAAAGAGGCUACGCAUAAAGCAAGAAUCAUUAAGAAUAGAAGAUGCAUGAAGCAGG